Molecule: messenger RNA, 1461 nt
Organism: Colossoma macropomum (tambaqui)
Lineage: Eukaryota; Metazoa; Chordata; Actinopteri; Characiformes; Serrasalmidae
Gene: cacng6b
Product: calcium channel, voltage-dependent, gamma subunit 6b
Biological process (GO): regulation of calcium ion transmembrane transport via high voltage-gated calcium channel
Cellular component (GO): L-type voltage-gated calcium channel complex; membrane
Molecular function (GO): calcium channel regulator activity
Source: RefSeq, a predicted model, not a curated record
AUAAAUGUAAUAUAGUAGUAAUAGUAGUAGUACAAUGUGCAGUCAAACUAAUAAUGUAUAAAUAAAACAUAAUGAUGAAUAUAAAUAAUUCAUAGUAAUUACAAUGUAAUAUCCGAAUAAUCUGGCUACAUAGUUUAGUUGUUACUGAAAAAAUCCUAAUAGUCUUAAAUUUAAUAGCUGACUCGCUGGCCUGGGGUUGGACCAUGUGGUCUAACUUCUUUAUGCAGCAGGAAGAGGAGGGGCGGAUGGGCGUGGCCUCUGCGGGCGGGGCGGGGGGCGUGGGGGGCCGCGGGGGUAAGAGGCCCAGGCCGGCUCGCAUGAGCGAGAGCCAGGAGGGAAAGAUAAAGCUGGCGUUUUUCGUGGCGAUCGUGGGCGUGGUCCUCACCGUGCUGGGCUUGGGGACGGAGUUCUGGGUGGAGCUCUCGCAGCCCAAACACUUCCAGAACACACAGACCUGCAAGAUGGUCCAUUACGGCCUGUGGAAGAGCUGCAUCAGGACACUGUGGGUGAUGGACGUCGACCCGGAGAGGGAGAGCUGUGGACCGGCGGAGCUGCCCGGAGAAUCCAACUGCACGUAUUUCAAGUUCUACACCACAGGAGAAAAUGCUGUCAUUUUUAAGAAAACAACAGAUAAAAACCUCAGUUUAGCCGCGGCGAUGCUGGCCGUGUUCGGUCUGUUUCUGAUGGUGAUGGGCUCCGUGUGCAUCACCAUGUCUCUCACUAAGGGGGUGCCCUUCCUCCUCAAGCCCGCCGCCGUCUGCUUCCUCAUCUCAGGUAUCCUGAUUCUGCUGUCCAUCAUAAUUUUCCACCAAUCGGUGCUGUCGUUGUUGGCGAGUGACCACACAAUCCCGCUGCACUACGAGCUGUCCUGGUCAGUGGCGUGCGUAGGCUCAGCUGGGGCCAUCCUCAUUUUGGGCGGCGUCCUCUUCUUGCUGCUGUCUUUUCCCUUCAGUCUUCUGGAGAAAUGCACGGCACAACACAGAAACAGCGACACCUAGAGGCCUGGAGGACCUUUAGACAUAGAGCAACCGAUGAAAUUUAAACCUGACAAACUGCUUAAAUGUACAGAGUGACAAGAGUGGCAAAGGUAUACAUAUAUUUUAUUAUAUUUUAUGAUUAUGUCUUGACCCCAGAACUGCUUAUCACCCAUUGGAAGUGAGUUUGUAUACUAAGUCACCAAUUUUUACCUGUUCUUAGAUGGUUUUGAUUGCUUUUUAUUGCAUGUUAGGUGCUUUAAGAAUUUUCCAAUAGCCCAGCAAUCAUUAGUUGACUGGUCAAGUUGUAGCCUUCUUUUUCUUAAGUGCCUUUACAGUCAUUAUGCUUAUAUGCUUUACACAGUGCAACGAAAUUCUUUUCUUCUCAUAUCCCAGCUUAGAUGGGGUCAGCCAUGGCAUGGCAACCCUGGAGCAGAGAGGGUUAAGUGCCUUGCUUAAGGGCCCAUGGUGGCAACCUAGCGGACAC